This is a messenger RNA of Drosophila ficusphila, 3096 nucleotides long. RefSeq names its product heparan-sulfate 6-O-sulfotransferase 2 (gene Hs6st). Gene Ontology annotation, molecular function: heparan sulfate 6-sulfotransferase activity. Gene Ontology annotation, cellular component: membrane. NCBI's taxonomy places the organism in Eukaryota, Metazoa, Arthropoda, Insecta, Diptera, Drosophilidae. The record is from RefSeq and is a predicted model, not a curated record. The coding region runs from base 584 to 1966 and encodes 460 amino acids. The transcript is spliced from 6 exons.
UUUGUUCAGUUCAUUCGCCGAUUUUGCAGAAAACGGACGUUGGCCAUUAGCUCCGCGUUGUUUUGCCCCAAAAAUUCGUGAAAAACCACGCUAAACGCUAUUAAAGUGACAAAUUACUAAACAAUUGCCAGUAAACAGUGUGAAGUGCGUAGAAAGCAAGCCCUUAAAGAGUUUUAAAUCGUCGCAAAAGUAAAUUGCGGGCUUUUUUUGUGGCCGUCGCAGAAUGUGUUGCACAAAGCGGAAAGCACGCUAAUGAGCGUGCAAGCGACUAAAACGCAAGGAAAUGUAAAUAAAUAAACGUGUCUAGCCGCGAUUAUUGUGAAAAGUCAACAAACCAGUCAGUUGGCCGGUGAAAACUACUGGGGAACUAAAAACAAGAGAAUCCACUGCGGUGCUGAUUACGAUGGGCGAAGGUGUUCCCAUUUUCAGAGUUCUUAUCGGGCAACGACUGAAAUAUGAUUGAGUUGGCCUCUUCUCCAAUUUUCGUCUGUUUCUGGUUCCGGUGCACUGAAACCCGGCCGGACUCGAUCCGGGAGGACAUCUGAUGGUCUAAUGCGAUUCGGUGGUGGCCAGGGAAUGGAACAUGCCCGUGGAUAUGCAUAAGAACGUAUCAGUUCAAGUCGAUAGUGAUUUUGCCUUAUUGCUACCCAGUGGAGUUUAUGAAAUCAAAAAAAUGGAACCGCGCCCCAAAAUACGAACAAUCAUUGUAUUUUGUCUUUUUCUGGCAAUCGCCGGCAUUAUCGGAUUCGGAUACUUUUGUCAAGAUCAGGUAUGCGCCCUAUCCAAACGCGCCGUGAUAUUGCAGUCUUCGGAUAUCCUCGCCUAUAAUGAGCUCCCACUCCACCAGGCCAAUAGCAUUAAUGGUAAUGCGAACGGCAAUGGCAACGGCAACAAUGUGGGCGGCAUUACGGCCAUGGCCUCGAAAUCCUCCGCCCCGCAGAACAUCAUCGCCAAUGCAGGGCUGAGCUAUGAGGAUGUGCUCAACGACGACUUCCAGUUCGACAUGGAUGGCCAUGACGUGAUGGUCUUCCUGCACAUCCAGAAGACGGGCGGCACCUCCUUCGGUCGCCAUCUGGUCAGGGAUCUCGAUCUGAAGCGGCCCUGCGAGUGCCAGCGGCAGAGGAAGCGCUGCUACUGCUUCCGACCGCACCGCAACGAGAACUGGCUCUUCUCCCGCUACUCGACGGGCUGGAAGUGCGGCCUGCACGCCGACUGGACCGAGCUGACCAGCUGCGUGGACGUGGAGCUGGACAAGAACGAGGGGGAGACGGCCAAGCGGCGGUACUUCUACAUCUCGCUGCUGCGGCAACCGAUUGCGCGCUACAUGUCCGAAUAUCGGCACGUGAGGAGAGGCGCCACCUGGAAGGGUUCGCGCCACUGGUGCCUGGGUCGCCAGGCCACCGCCGCCGAGCUGCCCGCCUGCUACAAGGGCAAGGACUGGCUGGACGUGGACCUGGACCAGUUCGCCGGCUGCGAGUCCAAUCUGGCGGCCAACCGGCAGACCCGCAUGCUGGCGGACCUCGCCCUCGUCGGCUGCUACAACAAGUCAUCGAUGCCCGCCCACGAGCGGGAUCGCGUGAUGCUGGCCAGCGCAAAGCGCAACUUGGCCGCCAUGGCCUACUUUGGACUGACUGAAUAUCAAAAGAUGUCCCAGUACAUAUUUGAGGAGACCUUCAACCUGCGCUUCGCCAUUCCCUUCGAGCAGCAUAACACCACAAUCUCGGCGACUGCCGUCCAGAACCUUCGACCCGACCAAAAGCGUCGCAUCGAGAAGCUCAAUGGCCUGGACAUCGAGUUGUAUGCCUUCGCCAAGACUUUGCUCUUUCAGCGUUUCGAACAUCUGAAGGCAAAGGACACGAACUUUGAGCAGCGCUACGCCAAUCUGGGCAACAUCUACUUCAAGCAAGGCGUCACAGAGUUCAACUGGGACAGCAACGUGGAAGAUGGGCUCAGCACGGAUCAUUGAACUCCAAACCAAAUAUUACCGAUUAGAUACUAGAUGUAGAAAAAACCAACUCAUAAUUACGUAGCUGGGCAGGGCAGAAUAAAAGGGGUGGUCAUCAAGGUUACCGCAACGCAGAAGCAACAGCAUAAAAAUCAACCGAAGGACUUUAAACUAGCGUCUAAGCAUAAUGUUAAUUAAGCAGAUAAAGAACAACUAGCAGACUUGGCUUGUUUCAUUUAUAAGUAAUGCACUUAACGGCAAAUGGGCGAUAUCUCAGAGCGCGAAUUAUCUCUAAACCUAAUCCUAAGCACAACUAUUAAACCUAUGAACGUAACUAUACUCCUUUCUGUUAAGUCGCACCCCGCAAAACGAGGAAAUUGUAAAUACUUUGCAUAACAUGUGGUUUUAUAAGCGCAAAUUUCUCUUCGAACCAUUUUGAGGUGCCAAUUCACUCGAAUUCAAUUUUCACUUUCACAGCGCCCACACGACAAACCGCCAUAAUUUAGAAUAGUAUAUUAAUUUGUAAUAUGUAGCUUUUUGAUUAUUGUUACGCCAAGUCUCUGCAAAGCCAAAUCCACAAUUAGUCUAAGUGCAUAGUGCUUGGAAAAUGUUUUCGAUCCAACAACGCAUUUAUUUUAUUUUACUUCUUAGACAUCACUGUAAAUACAGCAGAAUAAAACAAAAAAGUUAAAUAAGAGCAAGAUAAAUCACUGAAAUUCGUCUAUUUUAUCUUAUUUUUGCCAGUCGAAGUACACACAUUGUAGAAUUGUUAGCAGACGUCAUUUUUUUCAGACAAUAAAGAAUUGGAGAAGGUUACCAAGCAAAAACAAACAAUUUGAUCAAAUAAAUCCAACGAAAUACACAUAAAACCUAAUCAUUAAAAAGCAUAAAAACUACACAAAAUGUAAUGUAAAAUAUUUAAAAACUUAUUAGUUGCUGAAUAAUUAAUCAGGCAUAUGCAUGUGCCAUUUUAAAUUGCAGACAUUACAAAGUUACAUGUUAAAAAACAGUUUAAUUUCACAUUUGAUGGUUUUGAGAAAAUAAAAACAAUUUUGUAGCAAACGAACACACAUUGAGAAAACAAAGAAAAAAAGCAAACACAAAAAGCAGUUAAUUUGAAUAAAACAAAUGAAUUAUUGAAUACAACCGCA